GAGAGGGUUGACGAUUACCUGGAUCUGAAAUCUACCGCUAUCUCUCCAAGGAUAGAGAGAGAGAUUACAGAGAGAGGGAGAGAGAGAUAGAGAGAGUGAGUAAGCGAGUGAGAGUGUAUUGUGCAGCAGUGCCCACCAAAUCCCGCUCGUUAGACUCCAAAAUCUACUGCUAAGUGUUCCUCGGCGGAAUACAGUCCCUUCUUGAACCCCUCACUCUCACAUUACCCACCGCCACUAUCACCAUUUUCCUCUUCCCUUCUCUGCGACUCAUGGAUUCUUCUGAAGCCACGAAUAUAGUGCUCACCAAGAUCAAGAAUCUUGACCCCGAAAAUGCCUCAAAAAUCAUGGGUGUUCUCCUCAUUAGCCUAGAAGACAGUGAUUUAGUGCGAUUGUGUUGCAGUCCAGACCAUGUUCUUCAUUCGCUAAUUCUCAGGGUCAAGACUCAACUUCGUCUUUCCAGUAACUCGUCGACGUCUUUUGCUAUCCCUUCGCCUCCCUCUCCUCUCAACCCCAUAGCCAGACCCACUGCCAGCAACCCAUUUUCGCAGUCGUCACCGAGAAUCGGUGACAAUGGUUUUGACUUCAGUAGGAACCCAUCUUCACCGUCUUCGCAUUCUUGGGUAUUUUCUGGGUUGCCCAACAGCCCCAUUAGCCCGAACUCGAGCACUUUACUCUCCUAUAAGAAUAUACGUGCUGGGUUUCCAAACGACCCCACAAACACUGUCAAAGACUUUGUUGACGAGCACCAAAUGAACGAUUACUUGUCUUUUCUAAACGAGUCCUCCUCCAAAAACGAGGAUUUGGUCGAUCCAUGUCUUCAAUCGGGGCUUGGGGUUAACAAUUGGCAAUCUGUCAGCAAUGGCGAUGUUGUUCCUUUUCAUAGGAGGUGCUUCUCGGCUAGUGAUGUGUGUUUUGAGCCUGAAGAAGCAGGUCCUGGAAUUGGGCAUAAGCUCUGCCUUUACUAUGCGAGGGGCCACUGUAAAAACGGCAACAAUUGCAAGUUUGUGCAUGGCAUUUUGCCAGAUUCACUGGAUGCUCCCAUUGUUGGUUCUCCAAGUAGGUUUGAGGGGUUCGAACAGCGUGAAGAGGUUAUGAGGUUGAAAGCCAUACAGCAACGAAUGAUGGCUUCAUCGCGCCUCACGACUGGGGUGUCACCCUCGUCACACGAUCAGUACUUAAAUUUUUUGAUGCAGCAGCAAAGUGAUCCUCAGAGCCAGAGAGCUGCAGCGGCAUUGAUGAUGGGUGAAGACUUUAUCCCCUUUGGAAGAGGCAGGCCGGAAAGGAAUGACUUUUCAGCUGUGGUAUCAGCAGAAAGACUGAACUCUGCUUCCAGACAGAUUUAUUUAACAUUUCCUGCAGAGAGCACAUUUAAAGAUGAAGAUGUUUCAGAUUACUUCAGCCAAUUUGGCCCAGUGCAAGAUGUGAGGAUUCCAUACCAGCAAAAGCGAAUGUUUGGCUUUGUUACUUUUGUCUAUCCAGAGACUGUGAGACAAAUAUUAGCCAAAGGGAACCCACAUUUUAUCUGUGAUUCACGUGUGCUUGUCAAGCCCUACAAGGAGAAAGGAAAAGUCCCUGAAAAGAGACAGCAGCAUCAACAGCAGCAGUUUGACAGGGGAGAUUUUCCGCCAUCUUUGAGUCCUAUGGGGUUUGAUUCCAAAGAACCGUAUGAUCACCUUGGAGCAAGAAUGCUCUAUAGUCCACAGGAGAUCCUUUUUAGAAGACAAUUGGAGGAGCAUGAGCUGCAGAAAGCCAUUGAACUUCAAGGGAGAAGGUUGAUGAAUCUGCAGCUUCCAGACUUCAAGAACAAUCCCAUACACCAUCACCAUCGUAGUCUCUCUGUUGGUUCUUCUCUGCCCUUACCACAACUUCAUAGUAACGUUAGUAAUGCAGUUCUUCCUCCUGAUAGCAUUAAAGAAGAUAUUGCAGGCUAUAGUGGCAGCCAUGCUCCUACUAUUUCUUUGCCCACGGUUGCAUCUCUUGCUGAGAUGCAGCAGAAACAGGAAGAGGUCAAUCCAGCUAGCAUUGACGAUAAUGUUGGUGGAAGCAAAAUGGAUAACACAAAUACAGUCUCAGACAAAAAUCUGGCGCAAGUCCUUCCUGAUAGCCUAUCUGCAUCUCCAACUAAUGCAGCAGGAGAUCUGUCUGACUCAUCUGCACUGCAUGAGGUCAAUGAGAGUGCAGCAGUCACCGCUAGCACGUCUCAUAACUUAGAACCACUCGCGAAGUCUGCUGAUGUCUCUUCUCAUUGAUUUUCACUAGAAUUCCAGUGAAUUUCUUCUCAGACUAUGUUCCUGAUUCUUUUCCUGGUGGUCCUCAACUCGGCAGAUUUAUAGAAGCAUACUGAAGAAUCCUCUAGAUGUAUAGCCGAAUACAACCAGAUCAAAGACUAGAUCCUUAGAUAUGAUUCAAGGCAAUACUUACUACUAACAGCCAGUGAUACAUAUUCCAUACGUGGGCAGCCAUAUUAGCUCUGAAGUAAUUUGUCUUCCCCUUUUUAAUCAUUGUCCCUUUCCCAAACAGUUUCUGUAGGCGUGCUUGAUUAGACUGGCAUAGAAGUGUACUCUAGAUUUACCCCUAAUGUAAUUAUAUACAGCUCUUUUUUCACAUUGAGUUAUAUUUAGCUUGUAUGAUCAAGUUUUGAUUUAA
Molecule: messenger RNA, 2646 nt
Organism: Prosopis cineraria
Lineage: Eukaryota; Viridiplantae; Streptophyta; Magnoliopsida; Fabales; Fabaceae
Product: zinc finger CCCH domain-containing protein 55-like
Exons: 8
Coding region: 270-2249 (659 amino acids)
Molecular function (GO): metal ion binding; RNA binding
Source: RefSeq, a predicted model, not a curated record